AAUACUGUACAAGUUUGAAAUGAAAAAUAAAAAUCAGAUGAAUAAUAUGGAUUGAUCGUUCAGCUCCACUCUCACUGCUGCCAAAGUACAGACCCGAAAAAAAUAAAUGGAGACCAAAACAAUCCCAAAUUGAAACUAGAUCCAAUUUCUCACAAUAGAAAAAAGACGAAAGCACUAGAAUACUAAUACAUAACUUAUCAUAAGGACAAAAUCCAAUACGUAACCUAAAGCCGGUGCACAUGAGCUAGUCAUAAGCGAACCCGUUGCUAAAAGACAAAAGUUUCAACAUCACUGCUAUAAGGAGACCAACACCUCAAAUUAGGCCAUAAGAAUCAAACCAACCCCUUAGAUCCGCCUUGAAUCCUUGUACGAAGGCCACAUGAGCACGCCUCACUGAAGAAAGUGAGCCACCCACACCAUCGGACGAAAAUAGAAGCAAGAUGGCAAAGAUGAUAACAAUGGCAAAAACCAGAGAUGAUAGAGACAAACAAAAGUUCCACGACUAAUCAAGGGCUAUCAUGAAACCACACUACAAAACACUGAGAUCCGAGAAAGAAAAGCAAUUGAACAAGCUAGAGAGAAAGAAGAGCCUCUCCAGUGUUAGUAAGGACCGCCAGUCACCGGAAAAACUGCAAGAAAAAGUUGGAAGGCGGCUGGAAAAGUUUACAGAGAAUUAAGAUGUUGACUUCACUAGUGAAACAACAAAUAAUGCAUUAAAUAAGGAUUCAAAUCAACACAUCAUUCGGUGCCUCAUACUUGCAUGUCAAUGUACCGUUCCUAUAUAUAUGGAGACGAUCUUCGACAUUUGAAACAUAGAACCUACCAAACAUAUCUCUUUUCACCAUCAAAACGCUAUGGAUGCUUUCUUAUUUUCCUUAUUAUCUCCACUACUGGUUUUCGUUUUGAUUGCUCUUUUCAAGAAAACAAAGAGGCCAAAACAUGUAAAAGCUCCUGAACCGAGCGGUUCAUGGCCCAUCAUCGGCCAUCUUCAUCUUCUUGGUGGCAAGGAACAACUUCUCUACCGAACUUUAGGAGAAAUGGCUAACCGUUACGGUCCUGCUAUGUCGUUACGACUCGGGAGCAGUGAAGCAUUCGUUGUGAGCAGUUUUGAGGUGGCUAAAGAGUGUUUCACUGUGAACGACAAAGCCUUGGCUUCACGACCUAUGACUGCCGCCGCAAAGCAUAUGGGUUACAAUUAUGCUGUCUUCGGGUUUGCACCUUACAGCUCUUUCUGGCGCGAGAUGCGUAAGAUAGCAACUGUCGAGCUACUUUCUAACCGGCGGCUACAGCUGCUCAAGCACGUCCGUGUUUCAGAGAUCUCAAUGGGUGUGCAAGAUUUGUAUUCUUUGUGGGUUAAGAAAGGUGGUUCCGAACCAGUAAUGGUUGAUCUAAAGAGGUGGUUAGAGGACAUGACACUGAACAUGAUCGUAAGAAUGGUGGCCGGAAAACGAUACUUUGGCGGUGGCUCAACAACCCCUGAAGAGACAGAAGAGGCGAGGCAAUGCCAAAAGGCCAUCACAAAGUUCUUUCACCUCAUCGGUAUAUUCACAAUGUCCGAUGCUUUUCCGACACUAGGGUGGUUUGAUCCGCAAGGACAUGAGAAGGAGAUGAAGAAAACGGGUAGCGAACUAGAUGUGAUUCUUGAAAGAUGGAUCGAGAACCAUCGGCAACAACGAAAAGCUUCAGGAAAUAAAGAAAAUGAUUCAGACUUCAUUGAUGUUAUGUUGUCACUUGCGGAACAAGACAAACUCUCCCAUCUUCAAUAUGAUGCAAAUACUAGCAUCAAAUCUACCUGCCUGGCACUGAUUCUUGGAGGAAGUGACACUACAGCUUCAACCCUCACAUGGGCCAUUGCUCUUCUUCUAAACAAGAGAGAAAUGUUAAAGAAAGCGCAAGAUGAGAUAGACGUCCAAGUUGGCAAAGACAGGAAUGUCGAGGAUUCAGACAUAGAAAAUCUGGUGUAUCUUCAAGCGAUCAUCAAAGAAACAUUGAGACUGUAUCCAGCUGGUCCUCUUUUAGGCCCUCGAGAGGCGAUGCAAGAUUGCACAGUCGCCGGUUACCACGUUUCUUGCGGUACAAGACUGAUAGUGAACGUAUGGAAAAUCCAAAGAGAUCCAAAAGUUUGGGUAGAACCAAACGAGUUCAGACCAGAGAGGUUUCUUACAGGAGAAGCAAAAGAGUUUGAUGUCAGAGGACAGAACUUUGAGCUGAUGCCGUUUGGUUCGGGAAGAAGAUCAUGUCCAGGAUCUUCCUUGGCUAUGCAAGUGCUUCAUCUAGGUCUUGCACGUUUUCUUCAUUCGUUUGAAGUAAACACUGUUUCUGAUGUGGCUGUUGAUAUGAGUGAGAGCCCUGGCUUAACCAUUCCUAAAGCAACGCCUCUUGAUGUUCUGAUCAGUCCACGUCUCGAGAAACAUCUUUUCGUGUGAUAUAUCAUAUAUAUAUAUAUAUAUAUAUAUAUAUAUAUAUGUGUGUGUGUGUAUGUGUUUCCGUUUGCUAAACAUAGGGCUACAAUGCUAUUAUUGAAGGUGUUUUAAUGUUUUCGUUCAAAUAAAAGCCUACGUGUACGUUACUCUUUGUUCGUUU
Molecule: messenger RNA, 2583 nt
Organism: Raphanus sativus (radish)
Lineage: Eukaryota; Viridiplantae; Streptophyta; Magnoliopsida; Brassicales; Brassicaceae
Product: xanthotoxin 5-hydroxylase CYP82C4
Exons: 5
Coding region: 855-2426 (523 amino acids)
Biological process (GO): defense response to other organism
Molecular function (GO): iron ion binding; heme binding; monooxygenase activity
Source: RefSeq, a predicted model, not a curated record